Molecule: messenger RNA, 293 nt
Organism: Staurois parvus
Lineage: Eukaryota; Metazoa; Chordata; Amphibia; Anura; Ranidae
Source: the annotation of a GenBank genome assembly
AAUGGUGUGACAGUGAUCAGGGACAGCGGGAUUGGUGUUGUGGUGAUCAGGGAUACUGUAAUUUGUGAUGCAGUGAUUAGGAAUACUGUGGUGACUGGCAGCACUGGUUUGGUGACAUUGUACUGCUGUUAUGGUGAUCAAAUACAAAGACUUGUGGCACUGAGAUACAGUGCACGUGAUCAGCGGUGUCCAAUGACACGCUGAUCACAGGGAAAUGCAAGUGCCGGUUCUCGGCUGCACUUUCCUCACGCUGUCAGAUCGUGAGGAAAGUACUGCCGAGAACCGGCAGUUGU